Molecule: messenger RNA, 900 nt
Organism: Thermochaetoides thermophila DSM 1495
Lineage: Eukaryota; Fungi; Ascomycota; Sordariomycetes; Sordariales; Chaetomiaceae
Exons: 2
Coding region: 1-900 (299 amino acids)
Source: RefSeq, a predicted model, not a curated record
AUGCCUCAUUCUAUCGCCUGGCUAUCCGUCUUUCCCCAAGACCUCGACGGCACCCGCACGCGGUGGUCGCAACACGCGGAGUUCGACCGUCAGGAAUUCUGCAUCUCCUGGACCGGCGACACCCAGCCGGACCUCUCCUGCUUCCCCCUCUUCCCUCACGAUCCGUCCGUCACCGUCUCCCGCGUCCCGCAUUCCCCUGAGGUCGAGCGAAUCUGGCGGGCUUCGCGCCUGCUGACGAAGGGGGUAGAUGGGCAUAUAAGAGAGAUAGACUCGACUGAGGACGGGCAAGAGCAGGGGCAGGGGCAGGGUCAGGGGCAGGAACAGGGGCAGGAGUUCCCCAUUAUAAAAAUGGCUUCCUCCGCCGCCCAGCGCGCCACAGUCGGCCGCGAGUUUGAGAUCCUUCGCUCGCUGAACAGGCAGUACCCUGACCUGCCGGUUGUCAGGGUACAUCCGGAACCGCUGGUCGACAGCGCCGACGGCAGCAUUUUUGGAUUUCGCAUGGAGAGGCUGGAGAGUAUUGGCCCGGAUCUGGUCAAGCAUCGGGGGCGCGACCAGCAGGGGGUUUUGAGGGAGCGGUUGUUGAGAGUGUUGCUCGCGCUGCAUAGGGUGGCGGGGGUGCUGCAUGGGGAUGUCCAUGCAGGCAAUUUUAUGCGGCGCCCCCGGCCGGGACGGGGUGGUGGGGAGGUUGAGUAUGUGAUGAUUGAUUUUGCGAGGGCGGGACGGGUCGGAAAGAAGAAGAAGAAGAAGAAGAAGAAGAAGAAGAAGAAGAAGAAGAAGAAGAAGAAGAAGAAGAAGAAGAAGAAGAAGAAGAAGAAGAAGAAGAAGAAGAAGAAGAAGAAGAAGAAGAAGAAGGAGAAGAAGAAGAAGAAGAAGAAGAAGAAGGGGAGGACUCGACGCUGA